AUGCCGUUCAAUUGCGAGGUUCCAAACAUUCCCAAUGGACAUUUUAUUCAUCAGUCCACCACUCUGUUGAGCCACGGUUAUGUUGAGUGUGACGAGUUCUACACAUUCUUUGGAUCCUCUAAAAGGGCAACGUGUAACUCGAAUGCUAAUUUCGUCGGACUCGAUGGAGCGUGCAAACAAAUAGAAUGGAGAAAUGCGAAAGGUGCCUUGUUACUAGAUCUGCCAGAACCCUUGAGUAUUGGAUGGCAAAUGGUUUUACAAGGAACGCCCACGGCAUCUAAUCAACGCUUUGCUAUAAACUUGAGGGACAACCAAGGAGGUUAUUAUAUGCACAUGGACGUAAGAUUUAAUUAUCUACACGACAAGAGAAAGGUCAUAUUUAACGCAAAUCUGAACAACAAAUGGGGGAAACGUACGAGUGUAAAUCAAUUCCCGUUCCAGGAACUUGAAGAGUUUGUAAUUGGACUAGAGUUCACGUCUAACACAGUUCAGAUACUUGUUGACGGACUACUCUUCUAUACUUUCAACAUGGGAUCCCCACUUAGUGAAGUCACCCAGGUUAGCGUUGGGGGAGAUGUGGUAAUUAAACAGCUGAAGUUUAUAUAUGACCAGAUGGACGACUAACAAUGAUAUACGGACACACACGCACACACACACACACACACACACACACACACACACACACACACACACACAGGGGGCUAAAGUUGAUAUGUGGCCAUACAUAGACAGAAUAUAUGGAAAUUAUUAUACGAGCUUGUGUGUCGUACUGAUUUUACGAAACAGGUCAGGUCAGAACAGAGGGUUUUACGUGCACAUUCACAGUUAGCUGUUGUAGCGCACGCCUGUCGUGGUAAAUGUCAUGUCCUCCGUCCAGGACAGGAAAGGAUUGGGGUGAAGGGACCGCUUGCUCUGACAGGUGUAAGAGAGCACCAGCAGCCCGACGGGAGUGAGUAACGAGUGUCAGAAUUCUGCUAUUGCCCGGACUAGAGCAGGAUAAAGCUGUAUCCUAACGGGAUACGAGCGAUGCGAGCGCUUAUUUUAGAAAUCAUUGAUUUCAAUCGCUGUAUACUAACUGGACGCAAGCGACGCGAACGACGCGAGCCAGGCGAGCGGUUAUUUUAGAAAUCAUUGGUUUCAAUCGCUGUAUCCUAACUGGACGCGAGCGGCUAUUUUAGAAAUCACUGGUUUCAAUCGCUGUAUCCUAACAGGACGCGAGCGAGGCGAGCGGCUAUUUUAGAAAUCAUUGGUUUCAAUCGCUGUAUCCUAACUGAACGCGAGGGAAGCGAGCGGCUAUUUUAGAAAUCAUUGGUUUUAAUCGCUGUAUCCUAACUGGACGCGAGCAACGCGUCGCCAAUAAAACUAAAUUUGCGACAGUAAAACCACCGAUAUACGUCCGCAAAUCUGAAAACACAGUAAAGGGUUAUCCACUAAAUAGUUAGGAUAUAGCUUUAUACAUGGAUCCUGACAUGCGUUUUGUAAAAUCAGUACGAUUCACACGCGAGUGUAAUAACUUUUAAUAUUAUCCUCAUUAUCCAAAAUAUGUGUUUUAUGAAUAACAAGGACCAUAUCAAAACAUUUUAACGUAGCUGGAAGGAGACGACAAAAUGACGUAAUUUUUGUAAGCUAUUACCCAGAACUGAGGUCUCACUACAUAGUUGACUUCCAGUGACAGUUUAUUCAUCACGGUCCACUAUAGGUCCUAAUUGUGACAUAAAACAUGUUGUAGUUCACAUAUUCACUUCUUGGAAUUGGGGAAGAAUUAAAACAAUUUGUGUGUUUAAUAGUUAGCCUUCUGGCUUGCAUUUGAACAUGCUAUUUUUUUAGUAUUGUGCAUUGAAGUUUUGGGACAUGGUUGUAUAGCGGAAGAGACAGUCGGAGUGAAUUGGUCAAUGAACCACCUGUUGGGACCGGAACUACAGCCAGAUGCGGUCAUAUAGCAAAACACUGAGACGAAAACUCUUAGAAUGACAGUCGGUAUAUGUGGAAGGAGCAGUGCUGUGUUGAAAUAAAUACAGAUUUGGAGAAGCCGGAUCCGUCUGAACAAGAAAGAAUCUUGGGUAUGGCUAACUCAGAACAGUCCCUUUAACGUAUUGGAAAUUUUGUGGAUUCCCCCAAGAGGACACACACACACACACACACACACACACACACACACACACACACACACACACACAUACACACACACACACACACACACACACUCACUCACACACACACACUCACACUCACACAUACACACACACACGUACACACACACUACUUCUCUCUGUUUAGUUGAACGCACUUAUAGGCCCGUAGCCAAUGACACCGCCCCCUUCCCGAUGACUUUUUUCAAGAUUCGUCAAGGCAAAGUUGCACCUCAAACGUGGGAAAAGAGUUAAUUCGAUAUGUCUUGCCUCACCGUAAGCCUAAACCCCCCCCCCCCCCCCCCCCCCCCACACACACACUCAAAAUCCUGGCUACUGGCCUGACGUUAUUUUAUAAUAUUACCGUUGAAUAUUUUCUGAUGCAUAACUCAUGGGCGUACAGGCUCCCAUUUUUGCAGGGGGUAAGAUUGGAUUUUGCCCGAAUUAAUCGAAAAUGCACAAAUUAAACGAAAAUGCCCGAAUCUGGAUAACAACAUUUAUUCAU
Messenger RNA from Gigantopelta aegis, 2634 nucleotides. RefSeq names its product galactose-binding lectin l-1-like. The transcript has 5 exons. The coding region runs from base 1 to 624 and encodes 207 amino acids. Gene Ontology annotation, molecular function: galactoside binding; carbohydrate binding. NCBI's taxonomy places the organism in Eukaryota, Metazoa, Mollusca, Gastropoda, Neomphalida, Peltospiridae. The record is from RefSeq and is a predicted model, not a curated record.